Molecule: messenger RNA, 996 nt
Organism: Fusarium poae
Lineage: Eukaryota; Fungi; Ascomycota; Sordariomycetes; Hypocreales; Nectriaceae
Exons: 3
Coding region: 1-996 (331 amino acids)
Biological process (GO): protein monoubiquitination; DNA damage tolerance
Cellular component (GO): nucleus; Rad6-Rad18 complex
Molecular function (GO): ubiquitin protein ligase activity; single-stranded DNA binding
Source: RefSeq, a predicted model, not a curated record
AUGUCUGCGCACAACGUCCCCGACUCGACAGACUGGCUUGCGACGCCUCUCAGUGCCCUUGCCGCUGUCGAGAGCGCAUUGCGAUGUCAACUGGCGCGAAAAGGCAAUUCUCAAAACACGACAUCAAAACGAAAAGCCACCAGUGAUAAUCACGACUCCGGUAAUUCGCCAGAUAGCAAACGGUUACGGUCGUCCUCGCGAUUACAAAGCACUCGGUCUUCGACCCGUCAGACGCAGCAAAUCGAAUACGAAGAAACUAUCGAGGUGGCAGAUAGCGAUGGCGACGACGAUGAUGAUGAUGAAUACGAGCCAGAACCAGACGACGGUCUGGUUGCAUGUCCAGUCUGUCAAGAUCGAAUGAAGGACUGGCAGGUCUUUUCGCAUUUAGAAAGAUGCACUGGGCCGAAGCCAAAACCACAGCGGACUGUGUCUGGUGUUUCGAGCUCAACAUAUAGCCAGCAACGAAAACCUACAAAAGCGCCCGACAGACUUCCUACGAUCAAUUACGCUAUGUUCAGAGACCAGGCAUUGCGAAAGAAGAUGGCCGAUCUUGGCAUUCCGAACCAGGGCCCUCGCACUCUUCUUGAGCGACGACACAAAGAAUGGAUGACAAUAUGGAAUUCAAACUGCGACGCUACACGGCCUAGGACGCGCCAGGAAUUACUGCGUGAUCUGGAUAUUUGGGAAAAGACACUGGGAGGACGGGCCCCGACUACAGGGCAAUCUAUUCAAAACGCGGCCAUGAUCAGAGACAAAGAUUUUGAUGGCGCAGCAUGGGCCGCCAAACAUGACGCAUCCUUCCAAGACUUGAUCGCAAAUGCACAAAAAACGAGGCGCCAGGCAAAAGAAAAAGCCGAGAGAGCAGCCAGAGAAACGGAGAUGGAAAAUACUGCCAACGCGCAUUCCCAAGCGCAGGAACUGGCUUUGAGCCAACUGCAGAUUGGGCGAGAACUUCCCAACAGUAGAAGGAGACCACCAGGGGAUGGUCACCAAUAA